GCAGGAUUUUGAUGUUCAUCGUCUGGACCGACAUAGAUAUCAUUCAGAGUUUCAGACGGCGUCGAUAUUGGUCGUACAGGCGUUCAGAACUUCAGAUAACGGUGCUCGCACGCAAGGCCUUUAUCGCGGUCACGUGUGGUGUGUCGCAAUACACCCUUCUACUCGCGUUUGGUUCGCGUGAACGAUCCUCUGACUCCCUCGGAAUUCAUUUUGUAUAAAUUAUGGAGGGCGUUCCCGGUGAAACACAGUGUCGUCUGCAUAAUGGCUCCCGUCGCAACAGCUGAGAACGUCGCCUCCACCAACGGUCCCUCGAACGGUUCUGAGGCUCAUCCCCUCAAGGCCGUCUCGACGAAGGUCUUCAACCCUUUCUACUCUCCCUCGGCUGGCGACUUCGAUGACAGCGAAGGUGACGCUGCGUACGAGUUCGCGAAGUACAAGCCUUACUUCCCUGAUGUGAAGUGGGCUCCUCUUAAGGAGCAGCCCAUCAUUGAGCGCGCCCUCCUCGCUGAUCCGGAGAAGAAGAGCCUCCUCUCCGCCGCUACGAAGAUCCAACACUUGACGCCUGCCCUUGGUACUGAGAUCUCCGGCAUAGAUCUCCGGCAGCUGACGGACCAGCAGAAGGACGAGCUGGCUCUCCUUAUUGCUGAACGGGGAGUUGUCUUCCUUCGGGACCAGGAACUCACUAUCCAGGAACAGCUGGACCUGGCGCGCCAUUACGGCCCUCUCCACAAGCAUGCGAGCACUCCUGUGCCCAGAGAACCUGGUCUCGAGGAGGUGCACGUUGUGUACAACGAUGCUUCCCGCCGCCCCGACCCGACGGCGUUCAGCAAGCUCGAGCUCUGGCACUCAGACGUCUCCUAUGAGAUCCAGCCCCCCAGCAUCACCUCGCUCAAGGUCAUCGCGGGUCCUCCGUACGGUGGCGACACACUCUGGACCUCCGGCUACGCACUCUACUCCUCGUUCAGCCCGGGCUUCCAGAAGUACCUCGAGGGGCUGUACGCCGUGCACAGUUCCCAAGCGCAAGCGGACGGCUCGCGUGCCGCAGGCCACCCUCUUCGUCGCGAGCCUAUUGACACCGUCCACCCUAUAGUCCGAGUCAACCCCGCAACGGGCUGGAAGGCCAUCUACGUGAACCCCGGCUUCACCCGUCGCAUCGUAGGCUUGCCAAAGGCAGAGAGCGACGCCAUCCUGACGCUCCUCUUCCGCCAACUUGGCGAGAACGUCGACUUCCAGGUCCGCUUCCACUGGGAGCCCAACUCCAUCGCGAUCUGGGACAACAGAGCCGUCACGCACUCUGCCACAUUCGACUUCUGGCCUCACACCCGGCACGCGCUGCGCGCGACACCGCACGGCGAGCGACCGAUAUCUGUCGAGGAUUACGAGCGCCAGGGCAAGGUGGCGAAGGACAGGCAGAUCGACCUCUGGACGCAGCAGGGCAUCCCGCUGCCGGCAAUCGCGGACGCCAGCGUGAAGCCGCGCGGGUACAGCGACUGAGGGAGGCGGCUAGCGUCGAACUAGUGUUAGCGAAAAAAAUGAAUAUAACAUGUGUACUUGAGCAGGAGGGGACUUGCGGCC
This is a messenger RNA of Laetiporus sulphureus 93-53, 1575 nucleotides long. Its product is annotated as alpha-ketoglutarate-dependent sulfonate dioxygenase. Gene Ontology annotation, molecular function: 2-oxoglutarate-dependent dioxygenase activity. The transcript is spliced from 9 exons. Lineage: Eukaryota; Fungi; Basidiomycota; Agaricomycetes; Polyporales; Laetiporaceae. Bases 262 to 1494 code for a protein of 410 amino acids. The record is from RefSeq and is a predicted model, not a curated record. Gene Ontology annotation, cellular component: cytoplasm.